AUGUUCAAUUGGCUCGACUAUGCCAACAAAAAAGAGGUCAUAUUCAAUAGAAUUUCAUGGCUAAAAAUUACAGGGGCUCUAUUACUUGCUUGGGACGAAGAUAACUUUGCAUCAAUCAUUGAGCGGUUUGGAAAGGUCAUCUCGCAAUAUAAUGUUAUAUUUACGUGUUCUGAUAUUUCAUUUGGGAAGGUGGGAAUCAUCAUUACCCACAGGAGAAAGAUUAAUGAGGAAAUUGUUGGAUCGUUGAAUGGUAAAAGCUACAUAAUUGGGAUAGUUGAAUUAAUGAUGAGUGGUACCCAUUCAAACCGUUUUCAUCCUUCAAACCGGUCGAAUCAGACGGAGAUAAUGAUGAUGAUGAUGAUGAUGAUGAUAGCUAUGAAGAGGAAGACGGAAUUUACGACACAUUUGACCAGGCACCUGAAGACCUUGAAGAAAGUUAGAUCGAUCAAAACCAACCAGCUCAACCGUACUAAGGAUCUCCGAUGGCAACAAUUCAGAACGAUGCGUCUCUGA
Molecule: messenger RNA, 513 nt
Organism: Lactuca saligna
Lineage: Eukaryota; Viridiplantae; Streptophyta; Magnoliopsida; Asterales; Asteraceae
Source: the annotation of a GenBank genome assembly